AUGGUCAUGGCUGGCCAGUGUGUUUCACUGGGCCCUAAAGAUCUUGGACCCCCGACUGAAGACAGCCUCAGUGUUCAAGAGUUAGAGCAGCUCCUGAAUACUGGGAGCCCUUCCUGCCACCACACUGACGAAGUUUGGCCUAAUCUUUUCUUAGGAGAUCAUGUAGCAGCGCAUAGCAGAUUUGACUUAUGGAAAAUGGGGAUUAACCACAUUUUAAAUGCAGCCCACGGCACUCUAUAUUGUCAAGAGUCACAUGAUUUUUAUGGUACAACGAUUGAAUACUGUGGCGUACCAGCUCACGAUCUUCCCAGUUUUGAUAUAAGCCUAUAUUUUUACUCUUCUGCGGAGUUUAUACACAAAGCUUUGACUACACCUGGAGGCAAAAUCUUCGUCCACUGUGCCUUUGGGAUAAGCAGGUCCUCCUCUUUGGUGCUGGCCUACCUUAUGAUCUACCAUCAUUUCUCGUUGGUUAAAGCGAUACAGACAGUAAAAGAACAUCGGUGGAUCUUCCCUAAUCGAGGUUUCCUGAAACAAUUAAGAAAUUUGGAUCUUCAACUAAGAAAAAAUACGAACAAAUAA
This is a messenger RNA of Thamnophis elegans (Western terrestrial garter snake), 579 nucleotides long. It is a transcript of the gene DUSP13B, whose product is annotated as dual specificity phosphatase 13. Gene Ontology annotation, molecular function: protein tyrosine/serine/threonine phosphatase activity; MAP kinase phosphatase activity. Gene Ontology annotation, biological process: negative regulation of MAPK cascade; protein dephosphorylation. The coding region runs from base 1 to 579 and encodes 192 amino acids. The record is from RefSeq and is a predicted model, not a curated record. Gene Ontology annotation, cellular component: cytoplasm. Lineage: Eukaryota; Metazoa; Chordata; Lepidosauria; Squamata; Natricidae. The transcript has 3 exons.